AUGGCGGCGGGCGAGAGUCGGCGUGACAGGCGGGUGGUGGUUCCUGCCGUCGGCGACCUGCAACCUUUCUGCGAAGACGCUAGUGGUGUUGCUAGUGGCGGCAGCGGGGUGGUUACUGUGACUGGAUGUAAGUUCCGGAUGGUAGAGACUAAGCAAGGUGAGGCGGUGGCAAGGCGAAGCUGCGGUGGACGGAUGGCUCAGGCUAAAAGGCGGAAUGGUGGUGGAAGGCAGAGGAGAGAUAUCGGUCUGUUAAGCAAACCUCAGUUUCCCGCUCGAGUGCCGAGUCUGAGUAUCGUGCUCUUGCUGACUCCACCGCAGAGCUAUUAUGCUUGCGUCUCCUACGAGUCCGCCGUGGAGGCGGCGGAGGAGGGCAUGGGCUGGCUGCUCAUGGCGGCGCCGCUCAGAUCAGAUAGCUGA
Messenger RNA from Striga hermonthica, 417 nucleotides. The record is from the annotation of a GenBank genome assembly. Lineage: Eukaryota; Viridiplantae; Streptophyta; Magnoliopsida; Lamiales; Orobanchaceae.